AAAGAAAUCGUUGCGCUCUAGCGCCGAUACGAUUUGUACCGGCAAAUACACGCAUAACGCAAGGAUACCGACCACGUUCUUUAGUAGACUCUCCUUCGCUUCGGAGCUUCCCCUUCACGCGCGCUCUCUCUCUCUCGAUCUGCCUAUCUCUGUCGGUGGGACGAGGAAUGGAGAAGGCAGCGAGCAGGCAGAGGGUUCUGUUGGGUCAUCUGAGGCCCCUUCCUUCCUGCCUCCACGAUUCAACUCUUCAAGCUUCAGUUUGUCUGGCCGGGGAUAGCGCUCCAUAUCAUAGAACUGCUGCCUUUGGGGAUGAUAUUGUGGUUGUUGCUGCUUACCGAACUGCAAUUUGCAAGGCCAAACGUGGAGGCUUCAAGGACACACAUCCUGAGGACUUGCUUGCAUCUGUACUUAAGGAAUUACUGGACAGAACUCGUAUAAAUCCAAAUGAAGUUGGUGAUAUUGUUGUUGGUACUGUUCUGGCUCCAGGUACCCAGAGGGCGAGUGAAUGCAGGAUGGCGGCUUUUUAUGCUGGUUUUCCUGAGACCGUCCCAAUAAGAACUGUCAAUAGGCAGUGCUCUUCUGGCUUACAAGCUGUUGCUGAUGUUGCUGCUGCCAUAAAAGCUGGCUUCUAUGACAUAGGCAUUGGAUGCGGUUUAGAGUCUAUGACAACAAACACCAUGGCUUGGACAGACCCCAUCAAUCCUAAAGCAAAUAGUCAUACACAAGCUGCAGAUUGCCUCCUGCCAAUGGGCAUUACAUCAGAAAAUGUUGCUCAUCGAUAUGGUAUUACACGUCAGGAACAGGAUCAAGCUUCUGUUGAAUCUCAUAGACGAGCAGCUGAAGCAACAGCUUUGGGUAAAUUCAAAGACGAAAUCAUUCCUGUGCACACCAAGAUUAUCGAUCCAAAAACUGGUGAAGAAAAGAGCGUGAUCAUUUCUGUGGAUGAUGGCAUCCGGCCAGAUACAUCACUUUCAAUCCUAGCUAAGCUGAAACCUGCUUUUAAGAAGGAUGGGACCACAACAGCUGGAAAUUCAAGCCAAGUGAGCGAUGGUGCUGGAGGAGUCUUGCUUAUGAAAAGAUCUUUGGCACUGCAAAAACGGCUUCCUAUCCUUGGUGUAUUCAGGAGUUUUGUAGCUACUGGAGUUGAUCCUGCUGUCAUGGGUAUCGGACCUGCAGUUGCAAUCCCUGCCGCAGUCAAAGCGGCUGGUCUUGAAGCUAAUGAUAUUGAUCUUUUUGAGAUAAAUGAGGCAUUUGCAUCUCAAUAUGUGUACUGCUGUAAAAAAUUGGAGUUAGAUCCAGAGAAAGUGAAUGUUAAUGGAGGUGCUAUUGCAUUCGGGCAUCCUCUGGGUGCCACAGGUGCUCGAUGUGUGGCUACAUUGUUGCACGAGAUGAACCGUCGAGGCAAAGACUGCAGGUUUGGAGUUGUAUCCAUGUGCAUAGGGACCGGCAUGGGAGCUGCAGCUGUUUUUGAGAGAGGAGACUGCGUUGAUCAGCUCUGCAAUGCCAGGAAGAUGCAAGCCAAUAACUUGCUUUCUAAAGAUGUUCUGUAGGUUGUGAUGGAUUCUAGGAGCCCUAUUUCUAAUAUCGGUUUGAGUGAGGAAUAAUGUAGCAGUCGGUUGAGGGAACAAGAAAUUUUUUGUCUCUGCUAGUGACAUGGUAUGAUCACUGCCAUAAAUGGAACUUCCUGUUUUUCUUUUGUUUAUGAUCAAUGCAAUGCAAUGCCAAGAAUCCUACUGUUUUUGGCUGUUCUUUUUAA
Messenger RNA from Nymphaea colorata (pocket water lily), 1756 nucleotides. RefSeq names its product 3-ketoacyl-CoA thiolase 2, peroxisomal-like. The record is from RefSeq and is a predicted model, not a curated record. NCBI's taxonomy places the organism in Eukaryota, Viridiplantae, Streptophyta, Magnoliopsida, Nymphaeales, Nymphaeaceae. Gene Ontology annotation, molecular function: acetyl-CoA C-acyltransferase activity. Gene Ontology annotation, cellular component: peroxisome. The coding region runs from base 168 to 1550 and encodes 460 amino acids. Gene Ontology annotation, biological process: fatty acid beta-oxidation; phenylacetate catabolic process. The transcript has 14 exons.